ACAACAAAAAUUCGUGGCAGAAGCACAAACUGCUAAUACCUCAUAAAGUCAUAAUCAAACAGAACUAGGAAGAACGCCCUACCAACCACCUUAAUCUCCCUUCUUUCAUUUCAGAAUGGGCAGGUCCUUGAUCUUCUCUACUAACUUCGCUCUGAGAUUUUCUCAAAAACCCAGAUCAAUUUUACCCCCUAGUUUACUAAGUCAGUCUAUUCCCCUCAACUCUAAGCUGCAAUUGCAAAAUGGGUCUCAAAGAUUUGGACUUCCAAUUCCCAAACCAGCAAGAACUCUCUGCACGAAAGCUGUGCUAUCUGAAAUCCCAAAUCAGAAGCAGUAUGUGAAAGUGGGGGCCCAAUCAACCGGGCACAUCCCAGCUAGUCAGCUCAUUGAAGUGGUUGAGAAGGCUGCUAAGACUGGUGCUGAGGUUGUGAUGGAUGCUGUUAAUAAGCCUCGGAAUGUUACCUAUAAAGGACUUACUGACCUGGUUACUGACACAGAUAAAAAAAGUGAAGCAGCAAUCUUGGAAGUUGUGAAAGAGAACUUUGGAGAUCACCUUAUUCUUGGAGAGGAAGGUGGAAUUAUUGGAGAUACAUCAUCUGAUUACCUGUGGUGCAUUGAUCCAUUAGAUGGAACGACAAAUUUUGCACAUGGUUACCCUAGCUUUGCAGUUUCUGUGGGAGUCCUAUUUCGAGGAAAACCUGCUGCUGCUGCUGUUGUAGAGUUUGUUGGAGGCCCAAUGUGUUGGAAUACUCGCAUCUUUUCUGCUAGUGCAGGUGGGGGAGCAUUUUGUAACGGCCAAAAGAUUCAUGCGAGUCAAACGGAUAAGGUGGAACGAUCUCUUCUUGUUACUGGGUUUGGUUAUGAACACGAUGAUCCAUGGGCCACCAACAUAGAACUAUUCAAAGAGUUCACUGACGUCAGCAGGGGUGUCAGAAGGCUCGGUGCUGCUGCAGUAGACAUGUGCCAUGUAGCUCUUGGGAUCGUAGAAGCAUACUGGGAAUAUCGACUAAAGCCAUGGGAUAUGGCUGCUGGUGUUUUGAUAGUUGAGGAAGCUGGAGGAGUGGUUACCUGCAUGGAUGGUGGAAAAUUUUGUAUAUUUGAUAGAUCUGUUCUGGUAUCAAAUGGAGUGCUGCAUGACAAGCUUUUGGAGAGGAUUGCACCAGCAACUGAGAAUUUGAAGAGCAAAAAAAUUGAUUUCUCUUUGUGGUAUAAGCCUGAAAAUUACAGGACAGAACUUUGAGGCUCGUGAGUAUUACUUAACUUUCUUUGGCCAAGACUGCUGGAAGCAUAAGAAAGGUGAUAUCUCCUGUCCGGUAACUCUUUGUGUUAUCAUUUGAAG
This is a messenger RNA of Fragaria vesca subsp. vesca, 1336 nucleotides long. Its product is annotated as phosphatase IMPL1, chloroplastic-like. The transcript has 10 exons. The record is from RefSeq and is a predicted model, not a curated record. Gene Ontology annotation, molecular function: inositol monophosphate 1-phosphatase activity. Gene Ontology annotation, biological process: phosphatidylinositol phosphate biosynthetic process; signal transduction; inositol metabolic process. NCBI's taxonomy places the organism in Eukaryota, Viridiplantae, Streptophyta, Magnoliopsida, Rosales, Rosaceae. The coding region runs from base 116 to 1237 and encodes 373 amino acids.